Quercus lobata is the source of this 682-nucleotide messenger RNA. Its product is annotated as zinc finger protein ZAT10-like. The record is from RefSeq and is a predicted model, not a curated record. The transcript has a single exon. The coding region runs from base 54 to 605 and encodes 183 amino acids. Gene Ontology annotation, cellular component: nucleus. Gene Ontology annotation, biological process: regulation of DNA-templated transcription. NCBI's taxonomy places the organism in Eukaryota, Viridiplantae, Streptophyta, Magnoliopsida, Fagales, Fagaceae. Gene Ontology annotation, molecular function: DNA-binding transcription factor activity; transcription cis-regulatory region binding.
UCACUCUCAAUCUCUUCCCCUCUCUAUUUUCUCAUACAUUUUUCACUAAUCAAAUGACUGUGGAAGCUCCAAUUUCAGCUGCUGCCACAUUGUUGCAUGAUGACAAUGUUCUUGAGCCAUGGACAAAGAAUAAGAGGUCUAAGCGUCCUCGUCUUGACAAUGAAAACCCACCAACAGAAGAAGAAUACCUUGCUCUUUGCCUUCUCAUGCUAGGCCAAGGUGACACCAAUUCAACCACAACCACAACCACAAAUUCAUCGACUCCACCUCCAUUGCCAUUAGCACAAACUGAUCUCACUUACAAAUGCACCUUUUGUAACAAAGCCUUCUCGUCAUACCAAGCUCUAGGUGGACACAAAGCUAGUCAUCGAAAGCAUAUUGGAAACCAAGACUCCCUCACCAGCAUUGUAACAAUAACCAAUAACAAUUCCAACACACCCUCGAACCCAAGUGGUAAGACUCACAAAUGUGCUAUAUGCAACAAGACUUUUCAGACCGGGCAGGCCUUAGGAGGACACAAGCGGUGUCACUAUGAUGGUGUGAUCCCUGUGAACCAUAAUCAUCGUAACUUCGACUUGAAUUUCCCGGCCUUGCCGGAGUUCUAGCCAGGUUUUUGUCAACUGGCAUUGAAUUUGUGCUAAAAGGUGAACUUUUAUCCCACAUGUAUUUGUUUAGUUGUAAG